Molecule: messenger RNA, 1239 nt
Organism: Lactuca sativa (garden lettuce)
Lineage: Eukaryota; Viridiplantae; Streptophyta; Magnoliopsida; Asterales; Asteraceae
Source: RefSeq, a predicted model, not a curated record
CCCCCCCCUCAUCGUUGGAAACGGCUUCAACUCCACUUCUAUCGCCGGAAUUUCCUACAGUCCCCCUACUUCGGGAUGACUAUGUCAAAGAGUGUGACCAAAAGCCAGAAUUAUGGUGACGGAUGUACCAGUGGCGCAUCACCUUGGUCAGAUCUUGACCAUGAUUUGCUUUAUUUAGUUAUGAUGCAACUCGGAGCCUUUGAUUUUAUUGCAUUCAGUGGAGUUUGCAAGUCAUGGAGGUCACUUGCACUCUCUAACAAAACCAGGUUUAUGGCAUCCAGACCACCCAUGCCCAUAUGGAUCUUUGAGCAGGCUAUCGAGAAAGAGUACUCUGCAGAGGACUUUGAUGGAAGACAGGUCAAAAUGCACAUUCCCAAAUCUGGUGGCAAGACCUGUGUUGGAUUAACUUGUGGUUAUUUGGUCAUGUUUGGGAGAAAGCCCCGUGAGUUUUGGCUUAUGAAUCCUAUCACAAGGCACGGAUUUCGUUUCCCUAAAGUCCCCAGUAAUCUUGAUCCCGAUCCAGAAGAAGUCAGGGCUAUUCUAGUCUUCUCACCUUCAAUAUCUGCAUGGGUGUUUGUGGUCUUAUGCAGAUACACCUCCAAAAUAUGGUUUUCAAUAGCGGGUAAAAGAGAAUGGAAUUAUGUCUCCUCCACUUCCGACAUCAUUGAUUUACUUGAUUUCAAGGGGAAGAUAUAUGCAAUAGACGAUGAUUCUUGUUUAUAUGAACUGAGACUCGAUCCAAAGCCCAAACUGAUGUUACUUAAAACCAAGAAUAUUCUGGAGUCAGUCUAGGAUUUUCUGCAGUUGGUAAGUUCCGGUGAAAACAUUUAUGCUGUGGAAUGCUUUUCCUUCGACAACCAGGUUCAUAAACUAGAUCUUGAUGAAAUGUUAUGGGUGUCUCCAGAAGAAAAGACACUGGACGAAUACGUCUUUUAUGCUAGUGACUUCAAGCGUAGUGCUGCUAUCAAACGAGAGUUGUGGUCUGACUCUUGGUUUCAGCAUUACAAGAAAUUUGCUUACAGUUAUACAAGUGGAAAUGGCAUGUUUUUUACCGCAUACAUAUGGUACUUUCCUCAUGAUUGUUUGAAAGUUAAUCUCAAACAAAAAUGAUAUUAGUCUUAUUUUUGCACGUGUUGCGCGCAAUUUCUUGUUUUGUUGUUACUCGCUUUUUUCUACAAGAGGCACAAUGUUCAGUUAUAUCUUUCUUUUAUGUGAUUGGAUGUCCAUUUGCUUUGAAUA